This is a messenger RNA of Pan troglodytes (chimpanzee), 5879 nucleotides long. RefSeq names its product polypeptide N-acetylgalactosaminyltransferase 13 (gene GALNT13). Bases 576 to 2291 code for a protein of 571 amino acids. The record is from RefSeq and is a predicted model, not a curated record. Lineage: Eukaryota; Metazoa; Chordata; Mammalia; Primates; Hominidae. Gene Ontology annotation, biological process: protein O-linked glycosylation. Gene Ontology annotation, cellular component: Golgi apparatus. Gene Ontology annotation, molecular function: polypeptide N-acetylgalactosaminyltransferase activity. The transcript has 14 exons.
GGGGGCCGGGGCGAAGUGACCAGGCGGCGGCGGCUCUGCUGAGGUGACAACGUGCUAGCAGCCCUCGCUCGCUCUGGGCGCCUCCUCGGCCUCGGCGUCCUCUCUGGCCGCGCUCGAGGAGCCCUUCAGCCCGCCGCUGCGCUAUGAAGGCCCCUCUCUGGGGCUGGCCGAGGCUGGAGCCGGCUCCCUGUGCUCGCGGGCAAGUGUGAAGAGAGAGGCGCGGGCGGGAGCCGGGGCUGCGCGCGGCGCUCGCGGGCCGGCGCGGGUUCCAGGUGAGCGCGGACUCGGCGAGCUCCGCACUCGGCGCGGCCGGCCGGCGCCUGCUGGGCUUGAUCUGAGGCUGAAUCCCGUGUUUGGACCGCCGUUCCCUCUUCGCGGGAUCGUUGGCCAGAAUAGCAGAUGCAUUUUUGUAGAAGCAUUUUGAGGAUGAAUGUUUGCAAAUCAUUUUGAAAUUGCCAAGUGCCACAUACAUGGAAUGUAUCCUGCUUUCAUCUUGGAGUUCACCUGUGUGGCUUGGAUUUAUCACAGUAGCAUUUGUCUUCAAUCUGUGUGUUAACUAGAAAUCAAGGAAAGACAUGAGGAGAUUUGUCUACUGCAAGGUGGUUCUAGCCACUUCACUGAUGUGGGUUCUUGUUGAUGUCUUCUUACUGCUGUACUUCAGUGAAUGUAACAAAUGUGAUGACAAGAAGGAGAGAUCUCUGCUGCCUGCAUUGAGGGCUGUUAUUUCAAGAAACCAAGAAGGGCCAGGAGAAAUGGGAAAAGCUGUGUUGAUUCCUAAAGAUGACCAGGAGAAAAUGAAAGAGCUGUUUAAAAUCAAUCAGUUUAACCUUAUGGCCAGUGAUUUGAUUGCCCUUAAUAGAAGUCUGCCAGAUGUCAGAUUAGAAGGAUGUAAGACAAAAGUCUACCCUGAUGAACUUCCAAACACAAGUGUAGUCAUUGUGUUUCAUAAUGAAGCUUGGAGCACUCUCCUUAGAACUGUUUACAGUGUGAUAAAUCGUUCCCCACACUAUCUACUCUCAGAGGUCAUCUUGGUAGAUGAUGCCAGUGAAAGAGAUUUUCUCAAGUUGACAUUAGAGAAUUACGUGAAAAAUUUAGAAGUGCCAGUAAAAAUUAUUAGGAUGGAAGAACGCUCUGGGUUAAUACGUGCCCGUCUUCGAGGAGCAGCUGCUUCAAAAGGGCAGGUCAUAACUUUUCUUGAUGCACACUGUGAAUGCACGUUAGGAUGGCUGGAGCCUUUGCUGGCAAGAAUAAAGGAAGACAGGAAAACGGUUGUCUGCCCUAUCAUUGAUGUGAUUAGUGAUGAUACUUUUGAAUAUAUGGCUGGGUCAGACAUGACUUAUGGGGGUUUUAACUGGAAACUGAAUUUCCGCUGGUAUCCUGUUCCCCAAAGAGAAAUGGACAGGAGGAAAGGAGACAGAACAUUACCUGUCAGGACCCCUACUAUGGCUGGUGGCCUAUUUUCUAUUGACAGAAACUACUUUGAAGAGAUAGGAACUUACGAUGCAGGAAUGGAUAUCUGGGGUGGAGAGAAUCUUGAAAUGUCUUUUAGGAUUUGGCAAUGUGGAGGCUCCUUGGAGAUUGUUACUUGCUCCCAUGUUGGUCAUGUUUUUCGGAAGGCAACUCCAUACACUUUUCCUGGUGGCACUGGUCAUGUCAUCAACAAGAACAACAGGAGACUGGCAGAAGUUUGGAUGGAUGAAUUUAAAGAUUUCUUCUACAUCAUAUCCCCAGGUGUUGUCAAAGUGGAUUAUGGAGAUGUGUCAGUCAGAAAAACACUAAGAGAAAAUCUGAAGUGUAAGCCCUUUUCUUGGUACCUAGAAAACAUCUAUCCGGACUCCCAGAUCCCAAGACGUUAUUACUCACUUGGUGAGAUAAGAAAUGUUGAAACCAAUCAGUGUUUAGACAACAUGGGCCGCAAGGAAAAUGAAAAAGUGGGUAUAUUCAACUGUCAUGGUAUGGGAGGAAAUCAGGUAUUUUCUUACACUGCUGACAAAGAAAUCCGAACCGAUGACUUGUGCUUGGAUGUUUCUAGACUCAAUGGACCUGUAAUCAUGUUAAAAUGCCACCAUAUGAGAGGAAAUCAGUUAUGGGAAUAUGAUGCUGAGACCCACACUCUUCUUCAUAUAAUCACCCAGUCUUGUCUCUCAGUGAACAAAGUAGCUGAUGGCUCCCAGCAUCCUACUGUGGAAACCUGUAAUGAUAGCACUUUGCAAAAAUGGCUACUAAGAAACUAUACAAGAAUGGAAAUUUUUAGAAAUAUUUUUGGGAAUUCUACUGAUUACAUUCUCUAAUGAUUUUUGGAGAGACUCACGUUGCGACAUGUUAACAGUAACCAAUGUCUCGAUGAACCUUCUGAAGAAGACAAAAUGGUGCCUACAAUGCAGGACUGUAGUGGAAGCAGAUCCCAACAGUGGCUGCUAAGGAACAUGACCUUGGGCACAUGAAGAUCAUGUCCUCCAAGCCAUGAAAGUGUCUACACUUUUGUUUUUCCAUUAUUUCAAUUGGGGGAAAAUAUUAACUUCGCUGAAUUGAAAGUUUUAAAAAUCCUUUUAGUAUUCUAAAACACAAUUGUUUCUAAUUCAUUUCUAGAAAUGUUUGCUUAUUUCCCUACUAAAAUUUGUAUCUGAUCAAAGCACAUAAAAAUAUAAAUAAUAGCAAACUAUUAUUAAACAACAGAACAACUUGUAAAACAAAUUGUGUUUGCUUUAAGAAAAAUCUUUAUUGCACUCAUGUCAUAGGGUUAAUUGGAGGUUAUUUUAUUUUUGGUUGUCAUGGUGAUUGAAAGAGAUAAUGUAAAUGCCUUAUAAAAUCUUCAUUAUGAAAUAUCAGUUGCUUUAUAAACUCACUCUUUUUAUGGAUCCUUCAUGGAAACAUGUUUGAUUUCUGUGUCUACAGCAGGGCCACAUAUUAAAUUACUUCUGAAUGGUGAAUUCAUCUUACAAAAUGUUCCAAGUUUUGGACAAGGAAAAACAUUACAUUGGAUAUUGAAUUCAUAGAGCCUUUACAGAAGCAUCACAUUUAAACCAAUGUGAAUUCAAAAAAGAGAAGGAAACUUUUUAAAUUCAAUUUAAAGUACAUAAAAAAGUCCGUGAAGCAUUGAGGGGAACAAGAUGAGUCUAAUCCGCAGCACUUCGAUCACUGUGAGAGAACUCAAAGUGGGUUGCAAUCAUUCCUAACACAGGCUGAAACUAAACAAUCUUGCUCCCAAAGUUUAUGUUGGAAACUCAAUUCUUAACCAAAAUCUUGGUCUCCACAAACUCUACCAUCCCUUUUCUCUUCAAUCUAUAGACAGUGGCAUGCCAUUGAUGCUGUACAGAAUUGCAGGUGAAAGGGAGAAUUUUAGACUUAAUUUUUAACUCUAUUGCACUUAAAGAUUUUAGUUAGGUUACCACUGUCAUUUUCAUUUUCUAUGUUAAAGAAUACCUUUCAGUGCUAUGCUCCAGUAUCUAAAAAUUUUAUCACCAGGGGAAUAAGCUCAAUACACAUUCAUUAAACUUUUAUUGUAAUUAAACUGCUAUAUAUUGUUUGCCAUAUAUUAUGGCCCAAGGAAUAUAGUUAUAAUCAGGCUAGAUUCACAUUUUCUUUUCUCAUCUUAAAACCCUUUAUGUUCAAAAUACAUUAGCAGAGGCCAUGAAAAUGAAAAAAAAUCAGAUUUUUGCUAGUAAGUUUUUAUAUUUGACAUCAUUUUAAAUGCUCAAAGAGUUGCCCUAUAUAUGCAUGUUAUUCAUUAUAAAUGCACUCAGCAGCUAAGAGAAAUUUGAGAGGAAAAAUGGAAGAAGUGUUUUCUGGAGCAGAAGAUUCCACUUCUUUGGUCCUCAUCUUUACUUAAAAAGCUCUUAUAGAAAGGAUUAAUCAUUUUGACUGCAUACAAACUAUGUCUCUGACAUGCACAUACACUGCUUUAUAAUGAAAACGAGGACACUUUCUGAUGGUCAGUAAAAUCUUAAAUGAUUUUUGCAACUGGUAUUCCUUCCUCUUUUGACUUUUUAUUGGUACAACUGUAGGGAAGAAUCUACAACCUGGAGCAUUUCAGGUUUGCUCUUUAAAUAUAGACACCCCUCACCAUGAGCUCUCUGUGAAUCCGUGAAUUUCCUAAAAUUGUAAGCAAAAUGUUGAAUAUCAGGGCAUUUUUUUUUUUCUGAGGUGGGAGUAUGUCACUCACAGCAAACUUGGAAAGAAGGCUAUGACUCCCAAGAGGCAGUGAACCAUUGCCUUAAAUUAAUAGCAGCCUCUCAAGUCCAUUGAGGCCUCAUGUAAAAUUCCCAUUUUUCACUUUUACACUCCUUUUCUUCCCUCAUUUCCUCUUCUCCUUACUAAGGUAAAAAGACCCUGCACAGCAUUAUUACUUAAGUUGAAAAAGCUUCAACUCUCAAGGACUCAUGUAUACCAUAUGUUCCACUUAUUGCUUUGUCAGUCAAAAUGCAUGUUAUGUAGAAAAUGGUCAAUGGCAAAUUUUUAUAAAUACAGCUACCCCAUCAAAGCUGAACUUGAAACGUUUUAGCAGAAUUUUAAAUGUGUGAAAGUUCAUUAUGGUCAUGGUGAGAAAACUAAAACUACAUGAGUUUCAUGUUAGAAAAGAAUUUUUAAACAAUCUUCAGAUGGCUUGAACACGUGCCAUUAUAGUAUCUAACAAAAAGUGGCAUAAAAUAUUACAAAACAUCCAACACUAGAAAGCAAUGACUAACAUUUAAUUUGUUUACAAAAAUGUUUAUUGUCUUCAGUACAAAAAGUUAAAACCAUGAUUGGAUUCAUAAUGCACUUGUCUUAUCCCUUAUUUAUGGAGCUAGACUGACAUAUUUCAAACCAAUGUCUUCUGUGGUCUUCUCCAUCUCAGUUAAUGCAACUUCAACCUUCCAGAUGCUCAGGUCAAAAACUGAAAGUUGCUUUUGACUCCUCUAUUUCUGUUUCAACUCUCAUCUAAUCCAACAGCAAAUCCCCUUGAUGCUACCUUUGAAAUAUAACUAGAAAAGAAUGACUUGCCACCAUAUCCACUAGGUGUCACUACCUCUAACCUUUUUAAUCGCAAUAUGCUUAUUAUUUAGUUCCCUAAUUUCCCAGUCCUUGUCUUGAACAAUCUUUUCUCAGUACAACAGCCAUAGUGAUUCUGUUAACCAUGAAUUUGAUUGUGUCACUUCCCUGCUCACAAUCUUCCAAUGACUUCUCCCUCCGGUGGCCUUCAAGGUCCUUUAUGAGUGUUACCCCUCUACACGUCCACACCACUCACCACACAUACAUACACAUGCACACACACACACAUGCGAUUCUACCUUUUUCUAACACCAUCUCUUAUCUCUUAUUAUUCUGCAUCUUACUUACCCUAUUAUGGCUCCCAAGAAAGUUCCUGCUUUAGUGUUUUGUUCCCUCUGCCCCAGAGAGCUCCCCUUAGUGAUCUCAGUUCAAAUAUUAUCUUAUCAGUAAGACAAACCCUUCUCCCAUCUGCCUUCCCUAUCCCCUGUACCUGACAAUCUAUGAGUUUGCUUCUUUAUUUCUGUCUAUACUUCCCCCUCCCUGGCCCCAAACAUGCCCAUCACAUGCCCUAGAAGGUAAGUCCCAUGAAGGCAGGGGCUUUGUCAGUUUUGUUCAUUUGGUAUUUCUGGCAUAUAUAUUCUCUAAAUAUUUCUUGAAUUAAUGAACUGAAAAAUGUGUGUUAAAGUUGCUAAGUGUUACUGUAUCAUACUUUUUUUGUAUUUUAAAUUUUAAAAUAAAGGCUAAUAUAUUUAGACAGGAUUUCCAAAAACUUUGUCUUCAAAUUUUAAUUUUCUUCCUAAUAUUCUUCACAUUAAACUAUGGACUAUAAUUUUCUGGAUAAAAUAUCCUGCCUUAUGGAAAUGAAAUAUGAAAUUUUAUUAAAAUGCUGCUAUAUUAUAUAAGUUGCUUCA